Messenger RNA from Phasianus colchicus (ring-necked pheasant), 1494 nucleotides. NCBI's taxonomy places the organism in Eukaryota, Metazoa, Chordata, Aves, Galliformes, Phasianidae. The record is from RefSeq and is a predicted model, not a curated record.
GAAACCGCGGGGCGGUGAAGGGCGCAGGCCAAUAGGCAGCGCGGAAGAGUGAGCGAUCAACCAACGGCGGCCUUCGCCGCGACGGGACGGCGACCAAUGAGCGCGACUCGGAUGCAGAGCCUGCGGCCCGAGCCCGCCGCCCGCUACCGGAACGUGCUGGAGGCCCUGUGGCGCAUCGUGCGCACCGAGGGCGUGUGGAGGCCCAUGCGGGGCCUGAACAUCACCGCCACCGGCGCGGGCCCGGCCCACGCGCUCUACUUCGCCUGCUACGAAAAGUUAAAAAAGACGCUGAGCGACGUCAUCCACGCGGGGGGCAAUAGCCAUGUGGCCAACGGUGCAGCGGGGUGUGUAGCAACAUUGCUCCACGAUGCAGCGAUGAACCCUGCAGAAGUGGUCAAACAGAGGAUGCAGAUGUACAACUCACCUUACCAGCGUGUGACAGACUGUGUACGGACUGUGUGGCGCAACGAAGGGGUUGGAGCUUUCUACCGCAGCUACACCACCCAGCUCACCAUGAACAUCCCCUUCCAAGCCAUUCACUUCAUGACCUAUGAGUUCUUGCAAGAGCACCUCAACCCCCACAGACAGUACAACCCAGGCUCCCACGUGGUCUCCGGGGCCUGCGCGGGGGCUGUAGCUGCUGCUGCCACUACACCUUUGGACGUUUGCAAAACGCUGCUCAACACCCAGGAGUCCCUGGCCUUGAGCUCCAACAUCAGCGGACACAUCACAGGCAUGGCCAAUGCCUUCAGGACGGUGUACCAAGUGGGCGGUGUGACUGCCUACUUCAGAGGGGUCCAGGCUAGAGUCAUUUAUCAGAUGCCCUCAACGGCGAUUGCCUGGUCUGUGUACGAGUUCUUUAAGUACAUCCUCACCAAGCGCCAGGAAGAGCGUCGGGCUGGGAAGUGAGCCAGAGCCAAACCCGACUUCAGACCUGCUUCAUCUCCCCUCCUGGUUUGUCUUCUGACCCUCUCCCUUUUGAUUUGGUUUGCGUUGUAGAGAGGGGGCAGCAAAGCCCUUCUGGGUUUAGCGGUGCCAUUUCUUGCCUGGGGCAGCUGCAGCUCGGCUCUGGCUGUACAGCUCACUCACUCCUGUGGCCUCCCGAGAUGUCCUGCUGGGAGCUGCAGCACAGAUCACAUCCCCUGGCACUUCACUGGAGCUGUGCUCCCGUUCUUCCCUUAACAAAAUCCUCAUCUAAUGCAAAGUUCACCCCUGCUUGGAGGUGAAAGUGAAUGUCCUGCCCUGUCACUGGCAGGGCCAUAGCUGAGCUCAGUCACUAAGGAGGGAGCAGUGGCACUGCCGAGGAUGCUGAGGGCUUCGUCUGGCUUUUGGCUGAAGCAGAGUGUAAGCUUUGCCGUUGUCUUGUAGCACGCACACAUGACGCUGACUGCCCUGGUGGUGGUGGGUAGGGAAGGAUGGCACUUGAGGAGGGGAGGCUGUAGGUUUGUUCUUGUUCCUGCUCUUGACACCUCCAAUAAAAACAGUUCUGCUCUA